AUGGGCACAACCGAAGGCCUGCAUUCCACUGUACUGGCUUGCUCUCUACAACCAGCGUCGAACGAUGCAGCAGUGGUGGAACAGUUGGAGCCAAAGCUGCAUUCUGAUACAGACCCAGAUCCAGUUUCGUCGGUCAGUGUAGUAUCGCGUAAGAGCAAAACGGUCGAGACGAACUUCGUCACUUACUGCAAUCCAUUCGGCAGCCAUAAGUUGUGCGAGCCGUUCGAGAUCAAGCGGUCGUCGUAUUCAUUGGAACCGGCCGCCUCGACUGACGACAACCCUCCCGGCUUGACCGGACUCCGUAACUUGGGCAACACGUGUUAUAUGAACGCCGCGUUGCAGGCGUUGUCCAACUGCCCGCAGCUUGUCGAGUAUCUGCGCAACUGUCGACUGCCGCCCAGCGAAAAGCCGUCGUUGGUGCUCGACUACCAGGCGUUGGUGAAUCAGAUGUGGGAUAACCGCCAGUUGCCUUACGAUGCACAGGAGUUUUUGCGCUGUUUCCUGGACGAACUGCAUGAGGCGCUGAAGCAGCCGGUGUACGAGUGGGAGUGUCAGGGCGAGUUGCGGCUCGAUCGUGGACGAAAGUCAUUCGACAGCUCAGAGACCUACUCAGAAUCCAGUUCCGUCGAAUCAUUCCAGACGUGUGACUCCGGCUGGAGUUCAGAUCAG
This is a messenger RNA of Soboliphyme baturini, 669 nucleotides long. The record is from the annotation of a GenBank genome assembly. NCBI's taxonomy places the organism in Eukaryota, Metazoa, Nematoda, Enoplea, Dioctophymatida, Soboliphymatidae.